UUAUUUCACAAAAUAAAGUCCACAUAAAUACACCACUUCCCAGUUCCCAGAACCUCCCUCCUCCAGUCUAUACCUCAAACUCAUUAUUUUCUCUUCUUUCCUCCACAAUUUCCCAAAAACUAGAAAAGAAAAAAUGGAAGUCCAUCAAACAUCCGAAAUCCUCCAUGACUUCUCCCCUCGUCUUCGCGUCUACAAAGAUGGCCGAAUCGAACGCCUCCUCAAAACCGACUCCGUUCCACCGUCUUUCGACCCCAAAACACUCGUCCACUCCAAAGACGUUACGAUCUCACCGGGCCUAUCCGCCCGUAUUUUUCGGCCCGACAAAUUCCCCACAACCCAAACAAACAAACUCCCCAUCCUCAUCUACAUCCACGGUGGCGCUUUCUGCCUCUACUCAGCUUACUCCUCCAUCUACCACAACUAUAUCAACUCACUUGUCUCCGAAUCUGGCUGCAUCGCCAUCUCCAUCAAUUAUCGUCUCGCACCCGAACACCCGAUGCCCUUGUGCUACGAUGAUUCAUUGGCAGCUACUCAGUGGGUGUUAUCGCAUUCAUCCGAGUCUGGUCCCGAGCCGUGGCUCAACCAAUGGGCUGAUUUUGACCGGGUGUUCCUCGCUGGGGACAGUGCCGGGGCCAACAUCGCCCAUGAUAUCGUCACUCGUUCUGAUAAACUUCAUUGGACCAAACACAAGUCUGCAUCAGAGGAGAGUCUGACCACAUAUAAGCUGACUGCUGGUGUGCAAUUUGCAGGGGUCAUGUUAGUCCACCCUUUUUUCGGAGAUGAUGAGCCUAAUGGGCUCUGGGAUUAUCUUUACCCGGGUACGACGGGGGUUUUGGACCCGAGGUUGAAUCCGUCCGCUGAUCCUGCUCGAUUGAGGAGAGAGAUUGGUGGGUGUAAAAGGGUGUUGGUAUGUGUGGGUGGGAAGGAUUUUUUGAGAGAGAGAGGGGUGAAGUAUUAUGAGAUACUGAGAGAAGGUCAAGAAAAUGGGGAGUGGGAAGGGGAGUUGGAGUUCAUGGAAAGUAAAGGAAGAGGUCAUGUUUUUCAUUUGUAUAAGCCUCAGUGUGAUGAAGCUAAAGAUCUUCUCAAAAGGGUUGCUGAUUUUAUCAAUAAAUCUGGGUUGGAUGAUCUUCAAACUUGUUGAUGGGUGGAAAAUGAUGUUAAUUAGUGGAAGAUAAUAAGAAAUAUUAGCCUUGGAUUUUAGAUUUUUGAUUAUGGAAUUGUUUGUAUUCAAACAUCUGUAAUUUGUUGCUGUUGUUAAUUAUUCUUGGCUAAUGUGUGCUAAAUUGCGAGUUUUGGGUUGUUUAUA
This is a messenger RNA of Beta vulgaris subsp. vulgaris (sugar beet), 1306 nucleotides long. RefSeq names its product probable carboxylesterase 7. Gene Ontology annotation, molecular function: hydrolase activity. NCBI's taxonomy places the organism in Eukaryota, Viridiplantae, Streptophyta, Magnoliopsida, Caryophyllales, Amaranthaceae. The coding region runs from base 134 to 1141 and encodes 335 amino acids. The transcript has a single exon. The record is from RefSeq and is a predicted model, not a curated record.